Lucilia sericata (common green bottle fly) is the source of this 1312-nucleotide messenger RNA. It is a transcript of the gene ND-PDSW, whose product is annotated as NADH dehydrogenase [ubiquinone] 1 beta subcomplex subunit 10. The record is from RefSeq and is a predicted model, not a curated record. Lineage: Eukaryota; Metazoa; Arthropoda; Insecta; Diptera; Calliphoridae. Bases 454 to 945 code for a protein of 163 amino acids. The transcript is spliced from 5 exons.
GAGCGCCACGCUUUUAGUUUUAUAAAAUUUUCUUUUCAUUCUAAAAAUAUUAACUAAAUCGCAUAAUUGCGUGUAUUUUUCCUUUAACGUAAACAGUAUGUGUAUUACGUGCAUAAGACAUUUAACAAUAUUAUUGUAAACAAAUAAAUAUAAAAGAAUUGUCAACGUAAUAGUGGGGAUAAAUAAUGAAAUAUUAUUGAUAAACAGGAAAUGUAAAAUCGUGGGAUAAUUUUUAACUUAAUAUACACCAACCUUACCAUCAAAAAUACAACUCUGUUUGUUUAUUCAGCAGCUCUGACAGCAGCUGAUAGCCAAACUGACAGCCAGCAAAAAAAAAACAUCUAGUUUUUCGGGCUGCCACAAAAAAACCGACAGACAGAAAAUAAACUAAAAUUUUCUGUAAUUUUUCAAAGUUUUUCUUCUUUUAUAAAGAAUAUAUAAUAAAACGAGAAAAUGCCCGAGGCUCGCAGUCCCUUGGCAGCCUUUGUUGAAAGUUUGCAUAAUAUGGUUGAUGGACCAGUAACAUGGUUUAGAGAAUCCAUUGUGGAACCCAACCAAAAGAAAUACGCCUGGUAUCAUCAACAAUUUCGCCGUGUACCCACCAUUGAUCAAUGCUAUACAGAUGAUGUAGUCUGUCGUUUUGAAGCCGAUCAACAAUUCCGUCGUGAUCGUAUGGUAGACAAUGAAAUUGUUACCAUUUUGCGUCAACGUUUUGAGGAUUGUACCAUGUACGAAGCUCCCGAUCAUGUAGAGAAAUGUAAACCCAUUUUGGAACAAUACGAAAAGGCUGCCGAAAACUGGUUUAUUAAAUAUGGUGAUUUGGGUGGUUACACUAAUGCCAAGGCUGCCUAUAUGAAACAAAAGCAUCGUCUUAUUUGGGAACGUCGUCAUGGUCCCGUUGGUAGUAAUAACAAAAAUGCCGCCUCUGCUGCAUCUGAAGAAUGAGUGAGCCUAUUAAAAAAGCUUGCUUAGAGGUGUAUGGUGUUAAGAUUUUUGGUGGACUAUGUCCGUUUGCCAAAAUUUUAGUUAAAUUUUUAUUUCUGUUUAAAAAUCUUUCCAUCGAUCAGCUUUGUUAACAACCAGAUACUGCUAAACGUAAAAUGUUCAAGUAAAUCCAAACAAAAAAUAACUAUAAACACAAUGUUAUUAGUAUAAUGAAAACAAAUCAUUAUAAAAAAUGUAAUAAAAACCAACAACUGUGAAUAUUUAAAAAGCAUUAGCAAAACCAGCAAAUAAUAUUGGAGAAUUUAAAGGAUUUGUAUUAAAAUUAAGUUAAAAGCAUAAAAAUAAUCAAGUGCAAGUAUUUAAAAAU